Molecule: messenger RNA, 1983 nt
Organism: Schistocerca piceifrons (Central American locust)
Lineage: Eukaryota; Metazoa; Arthropoda; Insecta; Orthoptera; Acrididae
Product: heterogeneous nuclear ribonucleoprotein Q-like
Exons: 3
Coding region: 179-562 (127 amino acids)
Source: RefSeq, a predicted model, not a curated record
UACGAGUAUUACGGUUAUUCGGAUUAUCGAGGCGGCUACAGUGAUCCGUAUUACGAUGACUAUUAUCGUUAUGAGGAUUACUAUUUCGAUUACCCGCCGCCGCCACCACCUGCCAGAGGGAGGGGCAGACCGCCUCAGCCGGUGGCUGGCAUGACCUCUUGGUUUCGGAAUCUGACGUAUGGUGUUUCAGCAGGCUGGUCGUGGGCGUGGAGUCGUGGCGCGUGGCCGGGCAGGUGGGCCCCCGGGACGUGGGGGAACCCGUGGGGCUUCUCGCAACGCGGUAUCCGGGGUGGCAACACGUGGGGGGUCACGGGCAGCCGUACGUGGGGCGGCGCGCGCCAAGGGAAGUUUACCAGGUGAGGACGGUAAGCGCAAAUUUGACGGGGGUCACCAGAACCAGGGGGAGUCGAAGCGGCGCUACCAGAGCAGCUGGGGCAACCAGCCCCUUGCCCAGCAACCACUGGGCAAUGCGUAUGGGGGCAUGGCGGGCAUGAACGGUGGCGGCUAUGGUCCAGCUGCAGAUCAACAGUGGUACCAAGACACCUAUCCGACUUGGAGCUAAGUGCCUGCCGCCCUGAGGGGCGGCUGAGGCGGCAGCGAGCUGAUUUAUUGCAAUCAGGAAGCGAAGAAGAGAAGUGGUGUGGAAUUGAUUUGUUGCUCAGAUACAAUUGCGAAAACCCACUUACACGCAGAAGAUAAAAGUGGUCUCCCUUUACUGUUUUGGUAAUUUUGCCCCCCUUUAUUUUAAACUAUUUCUACAUUUGUUUAAUAGUUUUUAAGAAUUUUUGGUUAGUACUCCAUAGCCAAAUUCCAUUACCUAACACCUUGCAAUUCGAUUUGUCUUAACUGUGUAAAGUAGAAAACACUACAAAAUUUGGCGUUAUAUGCGUCAUAUUUCUCCAUUGACAUAAGAUUUUGACCCCCGUCAGUGCCCCACCCCCUAGUUCUGGAGACAUUACAUCACCGAGGGGGGCUUCUAAAUCCGCUGCUACAGAACCCCACUCCGUGUGGGCCCUCGUCUUCGUUUUUGACCCGGCUUUUGUCAUUUUGGAACGAGCAAGGCGUGGUUGAUGGACUCUUGGGAUAAACGUUAAAAUUUUGGUUUGUGGUCUAGACUUGGGUUUCUUCUAAAAUUUCAAGGAACCUGUAAUUAAUUUUUAGUUUGUUUUAUUACUUUUAAAUGUCAGUUGAAAAUUAUGUACUACUGUAGAAUGUUAUGACCAAUAAAUUGAACAUCUUUCUCAGAAUGUGUGAGCAAAGUUGGACAGUGUGAAAAAAGAGAAAGCUAUUUUAAAAUGAGUAUUUAUGACAACAUAAUGACGGAUGAUGAGUGGGUUUUUUGAUUAGAGAGAACGCCUGAAAUCUCUCGAUCUCUGCGCGUAUGACUGCGUUUUGCUGUGCCUGUGUUUUGAAGGUAUGGCACAGUUUUGUAGUUAAUUAAAAGAUCUAUAGUUGUUACAAACUGUGAUGAACUCUACAGGCUGUUGGCUUGUUUGUUAGGGUGCUGUUGUCAGUGCUAUACCUUCGAGACCUCACUAAGUGAUCGCGUGGAGUUUGUUCAUGUUCGUAUGAAGAGAUUGUGUCUUUACGUGCCUGAGUCGAGGGUAUGUUACUCUCGGUUCAGGACAAUUUUUUUAAUAUAUAUGAAUAUAUAUUGUAUUACUACUGCUACAAAAUGUAAUUAUUUUAGCAGUUAAUUGGUAGGAGACACAGAUGUCCCUUCGUUUUCUUUUGUGUGGAGUUUGCUGCUCCUACCAAACUAACAGUACAUCUGUUUUGAAAUUAUGUUGUCUAUUUUUUAUUACAGAUGAUAUGCUUUGCUUGAUUUCAAAUUUUCAGCUAUUUUUUUAUUUUUGUCACAAUAUUUGACUGCCUGCAAAUUAUUUAGUAAGCUGUAGAUUUAAAAAUUGUAAGAACUGUUGAUAGUUAUUUUUUUGGGCCAGGAAAUAAUCAGAUUUCUGUGAAUUGACCUGAUGUAAUGAA